Alternaria alternata is the source of this 630-nucleotide messenger RNA. RefSeq lists its product as hypothetical. The record is from RefSeq and is a predicted model, not a curated record. Lineage: Eukaryota; Fungi; Ascomycota; Dothideomycetes; Pleosporales; Pleosporaceae. The transcript has a single exon. The coding region runs from base 11 to 235 and encodes 74 amino acids.
UGGGGCAGACAUGCCUACAAGCUGUCUGCUUGCAUGCCUUUGGUCGUCAUCUCCGACUGUCUUAGCGAUGCAGCUUGUCAUGGCUGCCUGUGAAUCCCACGAGCGUCUGUGGAACAUAUCUCCGCACACCAGCACCACUCCACUCCACACACCCACCGAACGACAUGGCACCUUUGCUGUUUCGAGCCAGUGCAAACGCUCAGACACACACUCGUUAGCAGCCACUCCAUGCUAGGCCGUCAGCAACAGAAGCAUACGUAGCGCACCCUUUCUGUAACAGCUUCUCUGCCGUGUCCUACUGCUUAUUGGCGAGCCGCGCCGUCAAACGCCCCGAGAAACAAAAGAAAUUCUUCCCGAGACGCGUUCAUGCACCGACUGUAGCUAAAGUUAGUCGUUCGGAACCACGGCCACAGAGGUCGUGCGUCUUCAAGUCGUGUUCCAUCAUUACAGGAGUGUCGUCGAUGCCUGACUGGGGUCCACUUAUUGCCUGAUCAGCCAUCCGAUGCUCGGCAGGUACAUGCACUAACGGUAGAAGCUACAUGCCCUAGAGAGCACUACUCCAAGCAUGUCUGAUAGAGACAUUUACUACAUACUACUUGUCAUAAUAGAAAAUCGCACCAAGACGAGCAA